Messenger RNA from Didymodactylos carnosus, 306 nucleotides. NCBI's taxonomy places the organism in Eukaryota, Metazoa, Rotifera, Eurotatoria, Philodinida, Philodinidae. The record is from the annotation of a GenBank genome assembly.
AUGAGGAGAAAUAUACAUCAGUUAUCAACGAAAACAUUUGGUAAGAACCCAUUAAUAACAUCGUCGGCUGAAUUAGAUAAAAUUUCCGCAGCUGAAGGUGCAUUUGUUUAUCAUGGUGUUAAACACGGUCAUAGUUAUGUUUCACAAGAAUGUACAAUUAACGUUGCUAAAACUAUAUUUGAAUCAUCAUCGUCAGUUGCUAAAUCAAACACAAAAUCAAGAGCAAUUGCAUGUAACGUUCUUGGACCAUUUUAUACAAGUACAUUGAUCGAUAAAUUAUUAGAAUCACGUUUUUAUUCAUUAUAG